Molecule: messenger RNA, 1353 nt
Organism: Cryptococcus amylolentus CBS 6039
Lineage: Eukaryota; Fungi; Basidiomycota; Tremellomycetes; Tremellales; Cryptococcaceae
Exons: 10
Coding region: 1-1353 (450 amino acids)
Biological process (GO): response to nutrient; branched-chain amino acid catabolic process
Molecular function (GO): catalytic activity
Source: RefSeq, a predicted model, not a curated record
AUGGCUAUCCCGUUGACAUCUCGAUUAGCGCUCGCCCCACCCGUUCUCAACGCUGCCCAUCGCGGCGGUCUUCUCCUGGCAGGCAAGGCCGCCACAAGAGCUCUCCGCCACUCGUCAUCGGUUUCCCCUGAAAGUGCUGGCGUCAAGCGACCCCCUCCGUCUCGCACAGCGCCCAAAAUCAUCCACACCAAGGCAACGCUCGAAGAGCCCUCUCUCGGGGAGAGUGCACUCUUUUUGAAGGAUACGGAGAGCGCUCUCCGGACACCUGGCCUGAAUUUUACGGACGGACAUGGGCUGAAGGGUCUUACUGGAAAAGGACGCCAGACACGUCAGAUGAACCUUUAUCAGGCUAUACGAGAUGCUCUUGGCACUGCCUUGGCACAAGAUUCAAAAGCAUUCGUGUUUGGAGAGGAUGUCGAGACGGGUGUGUUUCGCUGUACCACCGGUCUUGUGGAGGAGUUUGGAAAGAAACGGGUAUUCAAUACUCCCCUGACGGAACAAGGCAUUGCUGGGUUUGGUAUAGGCCUGGCUAGUCUCGGUGCAAGUGCUAUAGCAGAAAUACAAUUCGGAGACUAUAUAUUUCCAGCAUUUGAUCAACUCGUCAACGAAGCGGCAAAGCAACGCUACGCGAGCGGCGGAGCCUACCCUCCACCUGGAGGCAGCCUCACUGUUCGCGCUCCCAUCGGCAGCGUGGGCCACGGCGGGCUGUAUCACAGUCAAAGUCCCGAAGGUUUCUUUCUCGGAGCCGCAGGACUCAAGGUAGUCAUCCCUCGCUCUCCCAUCCAGGCCAAAGGACUGCUUCUGGCAGCUAUACGCGACCCUUCACCCACGCUUGUUCUAGAACCCAAGAUCCUGUAUCGGGCUGCCGUGGAAGAGGUCCCGGUGGAUGACUAUACCCUGCCCAUAGGUCAAUCCGAGACGGUAAAGCCUGGCACUGAUCUCACCAUUGUAUCAUACGGUACCCCUCUACAUAUUGCGCGGCGAGCAAUCUCUCUCAUACAGUCUCCGCCCCCAGCGCUACACGCCCUACUCCCUCCCAAAUUACGUGCUCCCAACUCCGCACCCUCCAUUCAACUUAUAGACCUUCGGACUAUCAAUCCCUUGCCUGUGGCGGAUAUUGUCAAAGCCGUGCGGAGCACCGGCCGGAUGAUCAUUGUUCAUGAGGCUGGCAGGAGCGGUGGAGUGGGUAACGAUCUUAUUGGAGAGGUUAAUCGAAGGGCGUUUGAGUUUUUGGAGGCGCCUGUGGGCUUAGUGACGGGAUGGGAUACUCCUGUCCCCCUCUCCUUUGAGCGGUUCUACCAGCCAGAUGUUAUCCGAGUGUUUGACAAGAUAAUCGAGACACUGUCGUAUUGA